Messenger RNA from Bubalus bubalis (water buffalo), 4653 nucleotides. RefSeq names its product solute carrier family 41 member 3 (gene SLC41A3). Gene Ontology annotation, molecular function: monoatomic cation transmembrane transporter activity. The coding region runs from base 2319 to 3704 and encodes 461 amino acids. Gene Ontology annotation, cellular component: plasma membrane. The transcript is spliced from 11 exons. Gene Ontology annotation, biological process: monoatomic cation transport. Lineage: Eukaryota; Metazoa; Chordata; Mammalia; Artiodactyla; Bovidae. The record is from RefSeq and is a predicted model, not a curated record.
GGGCCCGAGCUCAGCAGGGAGACCGCCUGGUCCAUCGGCAGCCAGGUGACCCUGCCCUUCCUGUUUGCAGGCCUGGGGCUGUCUGGAGCAGGCAUCCUUCUGCACUAUUUCCAGGUGGGCCAGGCUGGCCACGGCGGAAGCAGAAAUGAAGACCACCUUCCUGUUGGUUACUGAAAACGUGACUGCCUUGACCACUGGGUCCGCACGGGCUGGGGGUAUUCAGGCCUUUAAGAGUGACCAGUUUGCUCAGAACCAGCCCGGGCUCAAGGUGACCUUCAGGACGGGAGGCUGUGGGGAGGCUGUGCUCCCGGGAAAAGGCGGUCCCCACUGAGGAGCCCGAGACGAUCGCCCUCGCUGGUGAGUCAGGGGCGGGGUGGUUCUGACAUGAUGGCUCUGGGCCCUCGGGGGCUGGGCUCCCGUUCCUGGGAGGUUCUGAACAGAGGGGACUGAGACCCUCCUGGGGGGCUGGGGCGGCAGUCAGAGGCCCAAGGAAGGCAGGACCCUUCAAGGUCACCCAGAUUCCUCCUGCUGCCCAGCACCGCCCGGAGUCCAGCUGAGCUCCUGCUGGAAUCACAUUCCUGGUUUCCUGGGUUAGGACACGUCUUGUUCCCAGGCCGCCCGGGAAAGGAAUAGCUCCCCGCACACAACGUCUCCUUUCAUUUGUGUUUAGUGGAGUGCGUUUGAUGGUUCCUAGAAGCCAGCAGCCACGGUAGAUGCGCAGGAAGUUUUGAAAUAAGGUCACUCAGGGUCCCACCCCCAAGGCACACCCACGUUUAGCCUUGGUGUAUAGCCUUCUGAACUGUUCACCGCUUGUGUGUGUGUGUUCAUUUCUCAUUAUUUUUUGAACAAAAAUGAGAAACGUUGUUGUAAUGAUGUAUAAUGUGCUCCCUUGGGGGCCUCUUCCUGUACGAAACACGCAAAGGGCUGUUUUUCCUCAUCUUCCGUCCUGAUGGGAGUGGCUCAGAGGCCCACGGUGCAUGAUUACAGGUGGAUCACGAUGCUGGGCCAUGGACAGAACUAGAAAGAGAUCACAGGAGGUGCUAGGGCCGGAAGGUGGUCACUAGUGGCUGCGGGGGGCCCGGUCCAGCUGCCGGCCUGGGGACUGGGGCGGCCAGUGUCCAGACAGGGCCUGCCGAAAGGGGUCUGUCUUGAACACAGUGGCCUCACACUCAGCCCCUGCCCCGCUGUCCUUAGAAACGUGCCGCACUCUCAGCCCCCUGCCCAUGUGGACACGCUGACCCUCAUCUCAGAGGCGGUCACAGGGGUCGGGGGGUGCCAAACUUGGAUCAGGGUUGGUCCCCCUGGGCUGCUCCCUGGGGGUGGCUGUGGGCCAAGCCAUCUCAGGGCCUUUGGAGGCCGUGCUUUCUUGGCGGGCUUCCUGGGGACGUCUUGAGGGUCUGGUAAUGGACGGGCUGUGGCCUGUGUGCAUGUGAAGGGUGCGAGGCGUCGCCGGGGUCACGGCGGACUGUUCCCCCUGCAAGUCGCAGUGCACAGCAUCCUGUCCUCGUCGCGGUCACGAUUCCACUCCCCUUUCCAUGGCGUGGGCCUGGCUGGCCCCGGGGACCCCUCUGGCCAACAUCAGGCCUGCCGUGGGCAGGUCCAGGCUCUGUGCCCUGUGGCCUUGACCCUGCUGAGCCUGCCUCCAGGCCUGGAUGCUGCCCCGGCCCCUGUGGGAGGCACAGCGGACCCUCAUUCUCUGCAUGUCAGGACCCCCUUGCCCUCAGGGUCGGGGUCGGGGCUGGUCUGACCACGUCCGGCGAGCCUGGGCCCUGGAAGCCCCUUCCGGGUCUCCGUCCCUCGGGAGAGCAGGGCCGCGUUCCUUCUGUGAGUGCAGCCUCACUGUGGCCGUGAGCCCCGGACACCGGGCUUGAGUGGCCGUGGGAUGCGGCCUCUGGAUCUUGAGGGGUGACAGGCCUCAGGGGCUCAGAGCUGCCUGGGGGGCGGGUCCCGCACACUCUCAGCCAGGCUGGCCUCACGUGGCCCAGCUCCCUGGUGCAGCCCCGGCCAGCGUGGGCCGGGCAGCUGGCUGCCAUCAAGGUCGCUCCGGGGGGACAGGGAGUAUCUGUGUGGGCGGCCAGCUGGGGGAGGCUGUCGUGGACACGGCGGCCCCUGUAGCGGGGAGAGCCUGGCCCGCGGAGGUGCAUGGCAGGAGCGGCCCCAGGCUGAGGCGCCGCCUUUGUUCCCCACUUGUUCACUCCGGGUUUGGCCGAGGGGUGGUAAGGACCGCCCCCGAGGCCGGCAGCUCCACCCGCGUGGACCCCUUGGGAGACACAGCCUGGUGUGGGCGCUCCGGGCAGGGAGGCUGUCCCAGCCUGGCCAUGGUGGUCACCCGGCUGAGCCUGGAGCUCUGCUUCCAGGGCGGGAGGCUGCGAGGCGUGCGCUGCAAGCUUGCCCGCUGGCCCCGGGGGGCGCCCCCCGAGCCCGCUGCCAGCAUCGUGGGCCAGGUCCUGGUGCCGGUGCUGCUGUCCGGCCUGGGUGUGGUGGCAGCCGGGCUGCUGAUGAACCGCGUGCAGCACUGGCCCGUGUUCACUGAGAUGAAGGACCUGCUGACCUUGGUGCCGCCCCUGGUGGGCCUGAAGGGCAACCUGGAGAUGACGCUGGCCUCGAGGCUCUCCACCGCGGCCAACACCGGGCAGAUCGAUGACCCCCGGGAGCAGUACAGGGUGGUGAGCAGCAACCUGGCCCUCGUGCAGGUGCAGGCUGCCGUGGUGGGGCUCCUGGCGGCCGUGGCGGCCCUGCUGCUGGGCCUGGCCUCGGGCCAGCGGCUGGAUGUGGUGGAGGCCCAGGUGCUGUGCGCCAGCAGCGUCCUCACCGCCUCCCUGGCGGCCUGCGCCCUGGGGACGCUGAUGGUCUGCAUCGUGGUCGGCGCGCGGAAGUUGGGGGUCAACCCGGACAACAUCGCCACGCCCAUCGCGGCCAGCCUGGGCGACCUCAUCACGCUCUCCCUGCUGGCUGUGGUCAGCAGCUUCUUCUACAGACACAGAGACAGCCAGUACCUGACGCCGCUGGUCUGCGUCGGCUUUGCGGCGCUCACCCCCGCCUGCGUCCUCAUCGCCAAGCAGAACCCGCCCGUCGUGAGGAUUCUCAAGUUCGGCUGGUUCCCCAUCGUCCUGGCGAUGCUCGUCAGCAGCCUCGGGGGGCUCAUCUUGAACAAGACCCUGUCCCAGCCGCAGUUCAGAGGCAUGGCAGUCUUUGCUCCCAUCAUGUGUGGUGUUGGUGGCAACCUGGUGGCCAUUCAGACCAGCCGCAUCUCCACGCAUCUUCACCUGUGGGGCACGCCCGGGGUCCUGCCCCUCUGGAUGAAGAAGUGCUGGCCCAGCCCCUGCUCCACGUUCUGCAGCUCAGAAAUCAACGCCACGUCGGCCCGCGUCCUGCUGGUGCUCGUGGUGCCCGGCCACCUGGCCUUCUUCUCCAUCGUCUCCCUGCUGGAGAGCCAGUCGGUCCCGAGCGAGAGGACCUUUGUGCUCCUGUACCUGCUGGCAGGCCUGGUCCAGGUGACCGUCCUGCUGCACCUGGCUGACGUGGCGGUCCGGCUGGCGUGGCGGCGGGCCCUGGACCCGGACGACCACUGCAUCCCAUACCUCACAGGGCUCGGCGACCUGCUGGGCACCGGCCUGCUGGCACUUUGCUUCCUCGCCCACGGGCUGCUGCGGACUGGGGUGCGGCCAAGCGGCCCCAUGGACCCAGCACCUGGACCCUCCUAGGGGCCCAGGAGCCCCCUCCCUCGCGCCCAUAGACCUGAUGCGGCUCCUCUGGCCGGACCCCGGGGCUGGGGCGGUCUCUGUCCUGCACACACGUGCCGGGGGCAGGGCGCACGGGGGGCAGGACCCUCAGCCUGCAGGGCCGUCCUCCCCGCUCUUCUGGGGACGGGCCUGCUCCCCUUUCUGCUCCCAGCAUCUGUGGUCAUCAGCAGAAACCUGUGCUUAGAUUUAAACCCCCAGAGGAGGGUAAAGGUGAGACCGGACCCCAGGCCCACCCCAAGGGGAGGGAAUCGGGCCCACACCACGGCAAGGAGAGGACGCGAGAGCUGCAAUUGAGAGAAAGAACGCCCGGCUUCUGGCUCGGCUACAAAAACUUUUAUUCACUCGCACGAGGAGCUGGGCCCAACAGCAGCAGGGACCUCAGUGCCUGGGAAACGGAAGCCGGUCCUGAGCACCUCGGGGGACAAAGGUCCAGCCCUGGCCCAGAGGCUGUGUGUCCAGGGCACUCUGGACAAGGGGGGAGCCGAGGUGCUGGUGAGGCGGCUGAGAUCCACCUACAGUGAGGAUGCAGCCCCCCACCCCCGCAGGACACCGGGGGUCACCGUGGAAAGCGGGGUCAUUCUCACAGGCCGAGGCCCCCACCUCAGGACACAAACAGAAAGCAGAGUGGGAACCACCACCGUCUGAACGACACCAGCUGCAGAGGCACAGGGACCAGCUCCGGGCCCGCGCCCAGGCCCCCAGCGGGCGGUAACUCGCGCACGGUCACAGCUCGCGUCCUCUCGCAGGGCGGGCCGUGCACUGAGAGCCAGCACACGCACGCGUGUACACCUGAGCAGGCCCGGGCCAGGGCCAGGGCCCGGCACGCACCCCAGUGCUCGGAGGACAGCCUCACAAACCGCUGUCGGCUGCCACGAGGUACCGACACCCAAAUAAAAACUAAGAAAGCUCA